AUGCCGCCUAAAAAGAAAAAUACAGCUUCAAAAUCUAAUCAAAUUCAACCCGAGAGUAAUGUUGAAGACGUUACUUCGACUACUGCUCCUUCCCAAGAAGAAUCAAUACCAAAGAAAAAGGCUACAAGGAAACCUAGGACCACUAAAAAGAGAGAGCUUGUUUCACAAGAGGGUAUUAUAGAGCCUAAUAAUUCUUCUACUAUAAAUACUCAACUAAAAGAGGAAACAAUUCUCGUAAAAAAAAAACCUGGAAGAAAACCUAAAGCUACUAAACAACAAGAAGUUGUUACUAUAAAAGAGGAACCUUUUGAACAACAGCAACAAUUUAUUACGACUCCUUCUACUUCCGUUCCUCAGCAACAGCUAUUAUUUAUUAAUGCAACUCCUGAAGAACCGGUCAAGAAGAAACCUGGAAGGAAACCUAAAGUAAAGAAACAGGAGGAGGACCAAAAAAACCAACUACCUCCACCUUCAGAAAAGAAUAUUGUAAAUAUUCAACCAACACCGGGUAGUUUUCCUCCUCACGGUUUUAAAAGUGAGGUACAAUCCGAAUCACAUAAUAGCAAUAAUAAUAAUACUUUUCCCCCUGCCGCGUUGUCUCCUGAAGUUCAACCAAAUAUCGCUCCAAUUCCCGCUCCUUCUCCUGCUGCUACACACAGUAAACGAGGGCGACCUAGAAAAGUCAAAUCUCUCGAAGCUGGUCCACAAACUGUUAAUGCGGAUGCUACAACUGUUGUUGCAGAAACCAAAGUGGCUCCGACUAGAAAGAGAAAAUCAAAAAAACAAGAAGCUUCAGCUGAUUUAAAUCAAGCAUCGGAGAUCGUUGCAAAUUCGUCAUCUCAAGAACAAAUAAUUUCACAACAACGACAAGAAGAAGAGGAGGUUGAACAAUCGAUAGUUCCUGCUAAAAUAGCUAACCCCGUUAAAAAGAGGAGAACUAAAAAACAGGAUGCUGCCGUUGUUUCUACUACACAAAUAGAAUCAGCUACUGGACAAAUACCAGUACAAGAUGACCAACAGCCACCUGUUAAAGCUAUUAAGAGGGGUAGACCGAAGAAAAUAAAACCAGAUUCAACUGUAGUUGAGAAAUCAUCUAAUAACGACGAAGUUGUUGUCAUAAAAAUGGAGGAUUUGGAAUCUGGUCCCGUGAUAGAGUCUUCGGAGCAUCAGAAAUCUAAUAUUCUUACAAAAACAAGUAUAGGUCCAAAAAAUUCAUCUGUUGUACUAAAUCAAUAUGAAAAUCCCGAAAAUCAAGAACGAAAGAAACUAUCUGAUUCUAUAAAUCCACACACAGUUGAUAAGGAUGAUGUUAAAAUGACUGAUGCUUCCGAUGAUAUUCCUCAAGCUCAAGAAUUACUAGUACAAAAACCGGAUGUUUCAAUGGAAGAUAUACAAAAUAAGGAUUUGACUGUUAUUAACGAACAAAGUAUUAAGAAAAAACGUUCUUUAGAUAAUGAUGAUUAUGAAGAUGAGAACGGUGAAUCAAAUAAAUCAUCUCGAAUCGAGGAAGUUAAAGCUAAAAUGGAAAAAUUUAAAAAACUUCGAAGUCGAUUGGAUGAAGGAGAAUCUGCUAAUCGCAAAGAAGUUUUUGAAGAGCAUCAACGUAAGAAAACUAAUCCUAAAGAGAUUAUCAAACAAGAAAGAAAACGGGAAGAAGCUGAAAAAUUGUUGGCUAAACAACAAGCUGAAGAGAGAGGAGAGGAUUAUGAAAGGUCGAAAUUUUGGGAAUAUUCUGCUGAGUCAGUUGAAAAAUGGGAAAAGAAACAAGAAAAGAAAGCAAAAAAAUCGGAUGUUGCAUUUACCGAUUAUAACCAAGUAGCACAUAAGAAAUAUAAGAGACAAAUUAAUGAAUUAAAGCCAGAUCUAUUAACAUAUAAGGAACAAAAAGCAGCAGCAGUGGCAUCAUCAAGUUUAAUUACAACAGAAGAUGGACAAAUUGUAUCAGUAGAUACGGAAUCGAAUUUUUAUAGAGAUGCAAAUUCUUUACAGUAUGCUAGCGUAGAUAAUCAACCAAAUCGUGAAGCUAUUGAUAAAGUUGUUGCGGAUGUUAACAAAACAAUUGCUAAGCGGGAGAAAUCUUCUAGGAAAAAACCUGUCAAUGAGGAUGAUGAUAUUACUUAUAUUAAUGAGCGCAACAGAAGAUUUAAUGAAAAAAUUGGUAGAUUUUAUGAUAAAUAUACUAAAGAAAUUAAAGAAAAUUUCGAACGUGGUACCGC
Messenger RNA from Funneliformis geosporum, 2216 nucleotides. The record is from the annotation of a GenBank genome assembly. Lineage: Eukaryota; Fungi; Glomeromycota; Glomeromycetes; Glomerales; Glomeraceae.